This is a messenger RNA of Parnassius apollo (apollo), 372 nucleotides long. The record is from the annotation of a GenBank genome assembly. NCBI's taxonomy places the organism in Eukaryota, Metazoa, Arthropoda, Insecta, Lepidoptera, Papilionidae.
AUGCCACUAACUGCCAAAGUUCACAGGAACGUGUAUGAUAGAAUUCAUUUUAAGAAAGAGUAUAAAGCGGUUGCGUCUUGUCACAAUCCAGUAAAUAAUUUAAAAGGAGUUUUCGAAUCAGAAACUAAAAGACAAUACAAGGUACCAUUCGCAAUAUCAUCUCUCGCAUCUUGGGAUCAUGGCGAAAACUUCUAUCUGGCACCGUUUCCUCCAAACCCAUACCAGACGAAUAUCGCUCCAUUCAUGUAUUGUAGCGAUUACUGUCAUAUUGCUCAGGGCACUAAUCCGUGUACCGUUAUAGACCAGCUCGGUCACGACAUGACACCUCACAAGCCUUGUAAGCAAAGGUACGUGGUGUCUAGUGAUUGGUAA